CCCAAAUCUGCCACUCGGUCUUCGAGAGGAGAUGAUUCUUUUCACUCUUUCAACACUCCAACAAUGUCAUCUAGGUCCCUUCUCCAGCGCUCAUGGCGAGCAACUCGCAGCAGCCCCAGGGCUGUGACGCCUUUCCUCACAUACCCUGCUCGGCGAAUGGGCUCCAUCUCACAAAGACCGGGCUCAGAUCGGGUGCUCUUCCCCGGUGCUGUCAACAGCAAGUUUACCACCGAAAUGACGUUCCUCAAAGCCUCCGAUCUGCCCGCAAUCCCCACAUAUCGAGUAAUUGACUCCGAUGGCGAGUUGGUCGAUAAAUCACGAGGUCCUCCCGGUGUUUCAGAUGAGGAGGUUCUGACAUGGUAUAAGAAUAUGUUGACGGGUACGCACUCUAAAACUCCCAGAUGGAGCGCAACUGAUUGGUGAUAGUGAGCAUCAUGGAUGUGGUCAUGUUCGAGGCACAACGCCAGGGACGACUGAGCUUCUAUAUGGUCUCGGCUGGUGAAGAAGGUAUCGCGGUCGGUUCCGCCGCAGCUCUCACUCCAGAUGAUGUGGUUUUCGCGCAAUACCGCGAAGCCGGCGUCUUCCAACAACGAGGAUUUACCUUGAAAAACUUUAUGGGCCAGUUAUUUGCCAAUUGCAACGACACGGGUAAAGGCCGCAAUAUGCCCGUGCACUACGGACAGAAUUAUCCUCGCAUGCACACAAUUUCAUCACCCUUGGCCACUCAAAUUCCCCAAGCUGCUGGUGCCGCUUACGCCCUGAAAAUGCAGGAUCUCCAGGAUCCUAACCGAGAACGUCGCAUCGUUGCUUGUUACUUUGGUGAAGGCGCUGCUAGUGAAGGUGAUUUCCAUGCAGCACUCAAUAUUGCCGCCACGCGAUCAUGCCCCGUUGUCUUUGUUUGCCGGAACAAUGGAUUUGCCAUUUCCACCCCAACCCUCGAGCAAUAUCGCGGUGAUGGAAUUGCCAGCCGUGGCGUCGGUUACGGCAUUGACACAAUUCGAGUGGACGGUAAUGACGUCUUUGCCGUCAAUGAAGCUAUGAAGGAAGCCCGUCAGCGAGCCUUGAGCGACGGUGGACGGCCCGUCCUAAUCGAAGCGAUGAGCUACCGCGUCUCACACCACAGUACGAGCGACGAUAGCUUCGCAUACCGUGCUCGAGUCGAAGUCGAGGACUGGAAGCGUCGCGACAACCCAAUCAUCCGUCUCCGCAAGUGGCUCGAGAACAAGGGGCUGUGGAACGAGGACAUGGAACAGGAGACUCGGGACUCUAUGCGCAAAGCCGUCUUGAAAGAGUUUAGUGAAGCCGAGCGUGAAAAGAAGCCGCCCCUCCGAGAAGCAUUUACGGAUGUAUACGAAGAAUUGACGGAGGAGGCUAAAGAGCAGAUGAAAGAGCUCAAGCGAAUCCUGGAAACAUAUCCAGACGAGUAUGAUCUACGGCCAUACAAGGACGGAGCUAAGGGACUGGAUUAGACUUUAGAUGCCCGGAGGUCGGUUCUUUGUUACGUUUUCUAGAGAAAACUAAAUGAAUAAUGCAAGAGUUUCAUACAAAUACAAAAGUCAGAUGUACAAAGAAUAUGACUAGAAUAA
This is a messenger RNA of Penicillium brasilianum, 1586 nucleotides long. The record is from the annotation of a GenBank genome assembly. Lineage: Eukaryota; Fungi; Ascomycota; Eurotiomycetes; Eurotiales; Aspergillaceae.